Penicillium bovifimosum is the source of this 402-nucleotide messenger RNA. RefSeq names its product 40S ribosomal protein eS24. Gene Ontology annotation, molecular function: structural constituent of ribosome. Bases 1 to 402 code for a protein of 133 amino acids. The transcript is spliced from 3 exons. Gene Ontology annotation, biological process: translation. Gene Ontology annotation, cellular component: ribosome. NCBI's taxonomy places the organism in Eukaryota, Fungi, Ascomycota, Eurotiomycetes, Eurotiales, Aspergillaceae. The record is from RefSeq and is a predicted model, not a curated record.
AUGGCCGACACUCCCGUCACUCUGCGGACUCGCAAGUUCAUCCGCAACCCUCUGCUUGCUCGCAAGCAGAUGGUCGUGGACGUCCUCCACCCCAACCGCCCCAACGUCUCCAAGGACGAGCUCCGCGAGAAGCUGGCCGAUCUGUACAAGUCCAACAAGGACCAGGUCUCCGUCUUCGGUUUCCGCACACAGUACGGUGGCGGUAAGAGCACUGGCUUCGCUCUCGUCUACGACUCCCAGGAGGCCCUGAAGAAGUUCGAGCCUCACUACCGUCUCGUCCGCAUCGGUGUCGCCUCCAAGAUCGAGAAGGCUUCCCGCCAGCAGCGCAAGCAACGGAAGAACCGCUCCAAGAAGUUCCGCGGUGUCGCCAAGGUCAAGGGCCCCAAGAAGAACAAGGAUUAA